AUGAGUCGAAGAAAAAACACCAAAUUGCCGACCGGCACUGAUGAAAAAGCAUUAGCAACGAACGAACCAAGUGCAAAAAGCAAACCACUGGUGAAAUCAGUGAACAUCGAAUCACCACCGACUCGUGUACUGUGCGGUGUCAUCGGUGUUUCAUUUCUAUCCGUACCAAUUUGCUACAUUUUAUCGUACAUGAAAGAAAUGAAAGACUCAUUGAACGUUUUCCUUUACAGUGCAGUGAUAUGCAUCGCAGUCGCACCAUUAACAUACUUCUUAUUAAUUAAACAUUUACUUCACGUUAAAAAAGAAUUGUAUUUCUAUGUAUUUACAAUCUUUUCAUUCACUGCCAUUGCUGAUCUUCUGUUAGCUUUGACAAUUGAUGGUUAUUCAUCAGCGUUCCUCUUCUAUUUGGAACAAGGCGAAGUCUAUCUGAAAACUGGCCAUGGUUUAUUUAUCAAUUAUUGGGAUGGAACAAUGCAUUUCCUAUUGUACUUAAUCAUGAUAUAUUGUAUGUUAAAACAGCAAACGAAAACGAAAUUUUUUCGUUUUCUAUCUUUGUUUUGGUGUGGCUCGAUUAUUAACUCAUUGAUUGUAUUGGUUGGUGGCGCUGCAGUGGGUCAAUUCGGUAGUCAUAUUAAACCAUCGUGUCUUUUGAACGUACCUUAUAUGAUGUUUCCAUUGAUUUUCCUGCUUCGACAAUGUCACUCACGACAGGCUUUUAUUCAACAGCAGAAUAAAGAAAAUCGAAAAGUACCAAGUCGAAAAUCGUUAAACGCACGUCCUCUGGAUAUUUUGUUCAUUGGGUAUUUUAUAUUUGCCAUCUUAUUUGCUAUAUUUCGUGUAUUACAUGCACUGAAAACACCGCUAACCAAGAAUAGCUUUUAUUAUGAUUAUGAACCGUACAUACUGAACAAAUCAGGUUUUCCUACAGUUCAACUUUUAACGUAUGGAUUUUAUUUCGUAGCCUAUUAUUACCUAGCAAUCAAUGCAUUGAUCUUCUAUGACCAACAGCCAUCACAAUACAAUUGGUUUCCCGACUGGACCAUGGUGCAUGCUGGAGCUGCUGCUCAAGCUCAAUUUUCAUAUCUGCUGUCUUCAUUACAUGAUCCACCUUUAUUUCCUGAGUCAUCGUGGUCGGCUAUUCCACUAAACAAUUGGUGGACAUCUGUUGGUCUCAAUUUGAUUCUAGCAAUCGUACCACAAUUGCUCGCUUUUCGUGUGUGUACUGGAAAUAGAGAUAGAGAGUUUUAUUAG
Adineta ricciae is the source of this 1251-nucleotide messenger RNA. Lineage: Eukaryota; Metazoa; Rotifera; Eurotatoria; Adinetida; Adinetidae. The record is from the annotation of a GenBank genome assembly.